UGAGGUAUUUAGAAGGUCAACAAAAUCAAAAUGCGUGAUGAUGUAGCAUAUGGUGACGGGUUUAAACGAUCGUUGAAAUCACUUGUUCUUGAUCGUGAAUUCCGAUGAUGGUCUGCUACAAAAGCUUUCCCAGAUACUAAGUAAAGCAAGUGGUAUAUGUCAGACUAGCAAGCUCAAACUGUGAGCUAAGUAUAUAGCACUCUGAGGCACUUGUCACUGGCUUAAAAUCGUCGCUCAGCGGGAGAAAUCGACUUUAUCACAAGAGAUUCAAGUUGGUAAAUAUCCCUAUUCGAUAUUCGUCACAAUGGGGCGAUCGGGAAGCCAUUUACAAAUACAGGAAUGGACUUAUUAUGAUCCAACAUAGGCGCACAGGAAACGCUCGAGUAAGCGGGCCAUAACUUGUAAAUAUUGACUGCAUUUUGAGAUAUAACGGCCCGAUUGGACGGAGUUUUCUAUAAAUUGCCUUUUCCAUGUUCUUAAAAUUGCGACGUUUGAAAUUUGUGGCUAGGAAUCUCGUGAUUUGUGGCAUUAUUAUCUGUAUUUUAUUGAGUUUCCUAUCUUAUACAUCGUUUAUGUAUGACGAUUCAAGUUCUGUGGUUGUUUACGAUGGAAGUGAACGGACGUUUUCGAACAUCGAACUUGUCAAACGAGAACUUCUCAAUGAUAAAUUUAGAAGAUAUAAGGAUCAAGACUUCGUUUCUAAAACAUCUGACGUCGCCCACAAUGUCUUCGAGAUCGCUCCACACGUCAAAAGCACAGAUAACGAGUUAGAAUUCUACCAAGUGGACUCAACAUUUCAAACUCCAUCUACAAAAUUCAUCCUUGUCCUGCAUCAUUACGAACAACUUGGGAAAGCUACAGAGAACUUGCUUCAACUCUGUGCGAUGGCUAAAGAGAUGGAGAGGAUGGUAGUACAACCGUUUGUCCGGGAUUCUAGAAUGUGCGGUUUACCGGGCGGUUGGUACGGCGAGAAGCGAAGCAAAAGCCGAUUGUUUCGACCUUUUUCGACAUAUUUUGACGCGGGGUACACUAAUGAAUUGCUGUCGAAUUCUGGAUACUCAACACUAACAGAUAUUGGUAACUUUAGAAAGAGCUGCUCAUCAAAUGUUGCACAAACAGUCUUGGUACAUUUUAUUUUUAAUGAUAACGGCGCUGAGGAGAGUUUAAAAAAAUGGUAUGGGAUCUCAGACGAGAGAUAUCAAAAAGUAAUUAAUGACGUCAAGCAUAGUGGUAUUAGUGAUUGCGAAUUUAUUGAUGAAGGACUUAAUGUUUCUAAUCGGAUUGGAAAUGUAAAAAUCGGUAGACAAAUUUGCAUAGAUGCAGAGAAAAUAAAGAAUAUAAAGGUAUUGGAGGAUAAGAUUUUACAACGUCGCCCUUGCGUUGUGGUAAUCCACUGGAGGGGACUUGGCAAAAACAGAGCGCAUUUUAAACCUCGAGUGUCGGUGAAACCCUGGCAGCUAGUACGUUCAAUGAGGCAUAGUGAUUUUAUCUUAAACGAAGUGGAACGCUUUAAAGAUACCUUUCUUGGACAACAAUACAUCUCGAUUCACAUUCGCUCCGAAAGACAGCUUCAAUGGUAUGGAAUGGGAAAGCUUCAGAAAUGUUUAAAAGUCAUGACUGGGUUAGUAGAAAAAAUGUCCUCGAAACACAAUACAAGUGUUGUAUUCCUAUCCACUGAUCUUGGCGCUUUUGGCUCAGACACGCUUUACCCGUUGACAUCCCAAGACGAAGGUCUACAGAAGAAUCUCAUAGCUACCCAAAAAUUGUUGACCGAAAAAUUAAGACCAGUGACAUUUUCUCCAACAUCCAAGGACCCUCUUUCUCUUGACAAGGGCGUGGUUGCAAUCAUCGAGAUGAACCUCUUGUUUGGGGGGAGUCACCUAGUGACUGUCGGCUCUGGGACGUUCCAGCAGUGGAUAAUAGAUGUAUUUAUCAGUCGGCACUCUCAGGAUGGGGAUUGGACAGUUACAAGGGUAUGCAGCAAAGAAGAGAAAGGUACUAACAAGGUUUAAAAAGCUAGAGGAUUUACGGAGAGGCAAGAAUUUAAUUAUCUGGGGUUUAAAAUAGGAGGAGCACAGGUGCACAGCUAGGGGUGGAGGUAGGGCACUCCUUCAAAAAUGUGAUCUUAUUUAUGUAUAUGAUAGAUAUGGCUGCACCUCUCCCCCUCUAAGCAAAUCCUGUUUACAUGCCUCCACACAUAGCCGUAGCAGGCCUCAAAAGAUUGGAGGGGGGGCACAAUACAGAAACAUUAAGAAAACAAUGGGGGCCAUAGCCACGCCCCUACUACUUUUUCAAAAUAUUGGGGGGGCACAUGCCCCCAGUGCUUCACGCCCUGCUAGGCCACAUAAACUAAUGGGGAAGAACACUCCACUACAAGGACUUGUUUGGUUAGAGCAACAAGGGCUGUGCAUUGUUCUGGGUUCUGGCCAUGCAUACAAUAUUCUUAUAAGCUAGUAGUUUACUGUGCAGUCAUCUAAAGUAAUACCACAAUAUGGCUUUGCAGGAAUUUAUUAUCACCAAAAGAUUGAUAUUAUUUAAAACUAGUAAUAAAUUAUUUAUUAAAAAGGCCAAUAUAUAUCCAUUGAGAAAAAGCCCAUACAUACCCCACAGAGGGAAUUAAAAAUUAUUAUGGAGGUUGGGGUAUUUUAGUGUUGGUGACAAAGGGGUUAAAAUCCUUCUUUCUGACCAACAUUACAUAACACUAGGUUAUCAGGGGGGAGGGGAAAGGAUACUCUGUGGGGUCAUGAGACAGAAACCUCCAAGAUUGAUAAAGGAUAUGUUAUUGAUAUUUCAGGGGCAUGUCCACAAGGGGGGUGGGGAAGUCCAAGGGGCCCAGACCCCACACUGCUCAUUUGCUGAGAUAAGAAAUUAUUACGUGGGUAAUCACUGAAUAGACUCAAUUGACUGCCGAAUAUUUAAGAAAGUGAUUGAGUGAUGAAUUAUGUAUUUACAUAGAAAAGGUUUGGAUAUAGAGAUAUGUCUAGUGACAUAUUUUUUAGAUCUCAGGAAUGACUUUAGAUGUGAGAAAAUUAAUUCUCAUUUUCUGGAUUCCACCCUACAUUUUCCUCUGGGCAGGCCCCUGUAUGCAAUGCAUGUAUUUAUAGAUUAUAAUUUUUGUAUGCAAUAAAUUUAAAACUAUCCAGCA
Molecule: messenger RNA, 3145 nt
Organism: Nematostella vectensis (starlet sea anemone)
Lineage: Eukaryota; Metazoa; Cnidaria; Anthozoa; Actiniaria; Edwardsiidae
Exons: 1
Coding region: 471-2012 (513 amino acids)
Biological process (GO): protein O-linked glycosylation via fucose
Molecular function (GO): peptide-O-fucosyltransferase activity
Source: RefSeq, a predicted model, not a curated record